This is a messenger RNA of Syzygium oleosum, 501 nucleotides long. RefSeq names its product probable LRR receptor-like serine/threonine-protein kinase At4g29180. The record is from RefSeq and is a predicted model, not a curated record. The transcript has 3 exons. Gene Ontology annotation, molecular function: protein kinase activity; ATP binding. Bases 1 to 501 code for a protein of 166 amino acids. Gene Ontology annotation, biological process: protein phosphorylation. NCBI's taxonomy places the organism in Eukaryota, Viridiplantae, Streptophyta, Magnoliopsida, Myrtales, Myrtaceae.
AUGCUGAAAUUAAAGGAUGAACCUUUUAAAUAUGGCGAACUUGCGAGGAUAACAGGGAACUUUGGAAUGGUUCUCGUUGAAGGAGGAUCUGGAAAUAUAUAUUUUGGAACACUAGAGGAUGGCACCGAAGUUGCUGUGAAGGUCUUCUUUUGUUUUUCUAUACGAGGGUCCAGGGAAUUUCAAGCCAAGGCCAAACACUUGAGGGCUGUUCACCAUGAAAACUUGGUUUCUCUGCUUGGAUAUUGUGAUGGCACCAAAACCAAGGGGCUAAUAUAUGAAUUUAUGGAUGGUGGAAAUCUGCAACAAAACUUAACAGGCGACAUUCCAAAUUUCUUGACUUGGAGUAAGAGACUACAAAUUGCCGUGGAUGUAGCACAAGGUCUGUACAUGAAAUAUCCACUAUUACAGUUUUUGCUCUGGCAUGGUUUAAGGAGUUUUUACAAAGAAUUGCAGGUUUGGAUUAUCAUGAUUGCCAACCACCCAUCAUCCAUGGAGACUUGA